Colletotrichum navitas is the source of this 324-nucleotide messenger RNA. RefSeq lists its product as uncharacterized. NCBI's taxonomy places the organism in Eukaryota, Fungi, Ascomycota, Sordariomycetes, Glomerellales, Glomerellaceae. The record is from RefSeq and is a predicted model, not a curated record. The transcript has 2 exons. The coding region runs from base 1 to 324 and encodes 107 amino acids.
AUGGCCCGACCCGACCCCAAGAUCUGCCAGUCAGAUCCACCUGUACGGUCCAAAAAGACCGUACCAGAGGGACCUGCGCUACUUGAUGACCUCAAGCAGUGGGACAAGGAGGAGGAGAAGGAUGAGGAGGAGAAGGAUGAGGAGGAGAAGGAUGAGGAGGAGAAGGAUGAGGAGGAGAAGGAUGAGGAGGAGAAGGAUGAGGAGGAGAAGGAUGAGGAGGAGAAGGAUGAGGAGGAGAAGGAUGAGGAGGAGAAGGAUGAGGAGGAGAAGGAUGAGGAGGAGAAGGAUGAGGAGGAGAAGGAUGAGGAGGAGGACACCGCCUAG